Messenger RNA from Acanthocheilonema viteae, 462 nucleotides. NCBI's taxonomy places the organism in Eukaryota, Metazoa, Nematoda, Chromadorea, Rhabditida, Onchocercidae. The record is from the annotation of a GenBank genome assembly.
AUGGAUGACCCAGGUGAACGGACCUGUUAUGUGUGCAGUCUCCAUGAAAACGUCACUGAGGAACUUCUGAAGGAACUAUUCAGUCAGGUGGGACCCCUCGAUACAAUUAUUCUGCGUACGAGCAAUAAUCGUGACUCUAACUCAACACAUCGUUAUGCGUUGAUCGUAUUUAAGCAUGAAGUAAGUGUCCUGUUUGCAUGUGAAAUGCUUGAUCGAAUUGAGCUUUUCAAUAAAAAAAUUUCGGUUCGACCUAAACAAGGCACUCAGCAGGCGCAACGAUACCGGAAAAAUAUUGCAUUGCAUAAUUCGAAUUCUUGUCCAUCGAAAUCACGAAGUUAUAACAGUGGCUUUUUUAAUGCCCAUAGACGCAGGCAAAACGGAAAUGAAGAGUAUUUAAAGCACACCCGAGAAGAUAAAUCUGGUGUGAACAUUUUCACUUUGUUUACUACUGUAUUUUUGUAG